GCAUAAAGCAACAAUGGAGGCCGAGGAAGUUACAAAACUCGUCGAUGGCGUGUACAGGAACAUACUCGAUCGAUUCAAUCCGGGAGCCAGGCAGCUGAUCGCGGCGGGCAAAAGCUACCUCAAGGCGUUGCACGGUGCCGCAACCGCCUCGCGUCUAUUCAAUGAAGCAUUGGCCAAGAUUGCGAUGAACGCCCAGCAGAGCGGAACGGGCGAUAUUGGUUCGGCUUUGAUGAGCGUUGUGAAUGUCAACAAGGAGAUACAGGAACAGCAAAUGAACAUUCUAAAAGCCUUCUACGUGGAUCUAUUGGUGCCAUUGGAGACGAACCUGGAGAAGGACACGAAGGUGGUGCAGCAUGAGCAGAAGAAGUUCCUGCAGCAGCACAAGGUGCGCAUGGAGAGUUAUCAGAAGGCCGUGUCCACCAUGAAGAAGCAGCGGAAGAAAAAGGCCACGCCCGAGAAUACCGAAAAGGAGCUGAGGAGUUUGCAAGUGCUGGAGGACCAGAAGAAGAAGCUGGAUACGUUCUGCGAUCAAAGCUACAAGAAUGCCAUGACACAGGAGCGGCGACGGUAUGGAUUCGUCUUGGAGCGCCAGUGCUCCAUCGCCAAGCACUGGAUGGCCUACCACACCACCGGCAAGACGGUAAUUGAUAAUAAUUUUGAAAAUUGGCAAGAGAUUGCCGCUUCUCGUGAGAUCAUUCCCCCGGCCGCGUACGAGAGCGGCUAUGGCAGCAGCAGCAACGGCCACCAGAACAUCAGCGGCAACAUGCGACGCCUGGAGCGGAUCAAGGACGGAGACGAUGAGCAGUUGCAGGGUCAUGGCGCCCAAUUGAAGAAGUCGCGCAGCAUCGAUGCCCCCUAUGGCGAUAUGCGGACUCUGCACGAGCGGGAGAACAUUUCCGGAAUGGGCGGGGCCGGAUCCUCCCAUUACGCCCAAAACUCGCUGCCGCGCGCCAAGUCCGACUUUAAUCUGGCCUUGGUAGGCACUGGCCCCAACUCAGGCAACAAACACAAGAUCAUCGAGGAGCAACUGGCGCCUUUGGGUGAUGACCAACGCGGCGAUCAGCGGCCACUGGUUAAGGCUCUCUACGCCUACAUGCCCUCCGGGGAGAACCAGCUGUCCUUCGAGGAGGGCGACCGCAUUGCCCUGGUGGGCGGCAAGGCCAAGGGCUGGCAGUUUGGCGAGAAUCUAAGGACCCAGCACUUCGGCUGGUUCCCGGUGGCGUACACCAAUGCAGAGUCCACCGAGGCAUCGGCCUCAGGGGGACGGCGCUACGAGAAUAUGUUGAUGAGCUAUGAACGGAACGGAGGCGGAUCGGGAUCCGGUUCCGGCACAGGCGGCCUACGGAGCUACCAGCAACAGCAGCAGGACUACGAGGCCCAGCUGGAGCUGAUGGAGAGCCACGAGGCCACGUAUCGGCGACGACGCAACCACAGUGCCGAGGAGUCCUCGCCCACGCGAAUGUUCGGUGACACUAUCAAGCAGCAGAAGAAGUACCGUGCCGGCUCUGGAGCUAAUCCGCGUCCAGGUCCGCCACCAACGCUGCCCGCCCCCGUGCCAGUGCCCAGUGGAGAGCAGAGCCAGUCCUCACGAAUGCUGAACAGCUCCCAGAGUUUCUGUGCCACCAAUGGAGGAGUCCCGUCGGCGGUGGAGAGGCGCAAGCAGAAGCUGUUGAACGGCGCCCAGGUAAAGACCACAUUUCCAUCGAAUCCACAGAGGCCUUCAUCUGAAGUUUUUGUUUCGCAGAGCCAUCCUUCUGGCAAAUCCGGAGUUGCUGCGAAAACCUCGCUGCAUAGCAGCAACGACAGUGGAUUCGCCAACGAACCACCGCCACAGCCGGAAGUGGAUUACUCCGAUGAGGAUGCGGCCACACAGAGAGUACCCAUACGACGACGAGCGGACACCAAUUCGCAUACCCACACGGUGCCCCGGGAUGUGGCUUCGUGGACGUUGAACCGCAAUUUCCGGAAUAGCGUGGACAGCCAGAUUGACGACAAGAGCCUUCACCGGCUGAGCCGACAAAGCGGAGCCGGCAAGAUGCGCUACGACCUGAUCGCCUCCGACGACGAGAUCCUCCAGGCUUCCAGUGCCGGCUUGAAGCGCACAAAGUCCUUCUGGAAGUUCGGCGGCGGACGCAGUGGCGAGGAUAUCCUGGCCGGCAUGUCGUUGUGGCAGCAUCGCGAUCUGGUCGCGGCUCCCAAUCUCGAGGAUAUGCGAGACCGGGACGACUUGGAGCGGCGAUCGGAUGAAGAGCGCAACGGCACGCUGACCAAGUCCCACAACUCGAGCUCAUCGCAGGAGAAGCAGGGAAGGGGGCGCAAGGACAGCCUGACCAGCACCGAGCCCUACGGAGAUGAGGAUGAGAACUUGUACGGCGUGAGCCCACAGCAACCACAGCAGCUGCAGCCGCAGAGGAGCAGCUAUACGCCCAAGUCGCGCAUGAAGAUCAUGAAAACCAUCGAGAUAGACAUUGAGGAACCCACAGAGAGCGAGCGGAUGAGCACCAUGCGCCGUGGCCAGUCGCAGGAGCAACAGCAGAUUCAGCAACAGCAGCAGCAUCGGAAGCUGGACAAGCAGGCCUCGGCAGGAGCAGGAUCGCAGCACAAGUCACAGACUCUGAGCCGCUCCAAGCCCACCCAGCAUCAGCAACAGCAGCAGCAGCAGUUCCCUCAAUCCACGGAUGAGGGCGAGAGCGAUGAGCACGGAACCCUGAAGCUGAGCGACGUGAACAACUUCUUCGACGAGGGCAAGGGUAAGGGCCAUGGACAUGGCCACGGGCUGGUCAUGAAGACGGUGAAGCGACAGGAUAUACUCAAGCAGUACUACACUAGCGAGGACGAUGAGGAGUCAGAUGCGGAGCUGAAGUCAACCAGCUCAGACCCGUACGACUGCAUAGUGAUCAAUGAUCACCUGGUGCGCAAGGACGACAAGCUGCGGCGCCACCACCAGCAGCACCAGCAGAUGGAGUUCCACACCUUCCGCUCCUCCACGUCCACCACGGCGACCAACACGCUGAAGAAGAGCUCCUCUAAGGAGCAGGACAGCACCCUGACCCGCAACUCAACCGCCAGCUCGGGCGCCCCAACGGCCACCAUCCUGCCGCGCACCCGUCUCCUCAAGUCAUCCGCCUCCUCCGGCAACAAUAUCAACAGCAGUGCCACCCUGGAACGGAACUCGAAGAGCAUGGCUGGGAGCAAGAGCUACGGCCCGUGGUAUGACUUUUGGGAUCAGGAGCAGCACGGGAUCACAGGCCAGAAAUCAUCGAGUGCCAAGCUGAAGUAAGAAUCGGUACGAGUACAGGAUGACAAUGGAGUUUCGCCGUCUUCUUACCGGAUAAGAAAAUGAGCUGAGAGUGAGAGAGCGGGAAGUGGAUGAGCUGCAGCGGAAAAACUGACAGUAAACCCAUUACCUUAUCCCAACCCCUUUCCUGUUGCCUUGUAUUUUGUUUGUUAAACUUAAGCCAGAGUUACCCUGUAAAAUGAUAGCCUAAGUCAAGCUAUGUUUCGUUUGUUCUAUGUACAUAUCUUAUAUUAAUUUUAAAGCAUACCUAAAUACCUGUGUGGGUACGUUAACAGGCGGCAAUAGCAGAAGCUGGGCCGAAUGUCAGAGGAAACUUCACAGAACAAGGACCUCCUCGAGCAGUUAUACGCUCUCCAUUGAGUUUCGGUGCCUGAACCCAUAUAAUAUACACAAAUCAUUAAAUUUAAUUUUGUUAAGAACUGAGCUUGCGCCCUAUUUAAUUUGUUUUCCAAGUCCCCGAGUAAUGCGAAUGCAAUUUGAUUUUUUAGCAGGCGCGGUAUAUACCGCAACUUUUCCAUAGGUUACUGACCUGUAGCGAUUCCGUGUCUCCCAGCUAGCCCCACCAUAUCCCUUAUUAGAUUGAGCUUCCCGCCGUAAGUAGAGGUGUCCCAUCGAGGCAAUUAGGAGCCACCGGGGCCGCACUUCUUAUCCGGACGAGUCCUUGAUCUUUUCCAGAGCCUCUCAGUUCGCCACCGUCAAGUUGCGGCACACCAAGACCAACGACCGAUCGGCUCCGA
Molecule: messenger RNA, 4035 nt
Organism: Drosophila serrata
Lineage: Eukaryota; Metazoa; Arthropoda; Insecta; Diptera; Drosophilidae
Gene: IRSp53
Product: Insulin receptor substrate 53 kDa
Biological process (GO): actin crosslink formation; plasma membrane organization; positive regulation of actin filament polymerization
Cellular component (GO): cytosol; nucleoplasm
Molecular function (GO): protein binding
Source: RefSeq, a predicted model, not a curated record